Messenger RNA from Helianthus annuus (common sunflower), 1617 nucleotides. RefSeq lists its product as uncharacterized. NCBI's taxonomy places the organism in Eukaryota, Viridiplantae, Streptophyta, Magnoliopsida, Asterales, Asteraceae. The record is from RefSeq and is a predicted model, not a curated record. The coding region runs from base 410 to 1390 and encodes 326 amino acids. The transcript is spliced from 6 exons.
ACCUCACACCCACACUCAUCUCCUCCCUCAUCUACUCCUCUCUCUCCUCUCAAACAAACCGCCAACCACCAUCUGCUGAGUGGUGGCGGACGACAAAGAACACAAGAACCACCACAGCCGGUGGCGCUGUGGUGGUUAACAUCGGACCCGAGAUGGCAGAGAGGAGAGAGAGCGACCGGUGGAAAGACAGAAACAGGCGAGAAAGAGAGAGGGAGAGCGACCGAAGAAGAAGAAGGGAGCCGGCCGAUCACCGGCGACCCCCCGGCGGCGGCGCCGCUGGAAGUGAUGGCUGUAGAAAUCGGCGUUUGGGGCUGAAGUUACUGUUUUUAGCACCACCUCUGCUAAGGAGAAAGAAGCAAUUGAGGGACUUAACGCUGAUCAUUUCAUAAACAGCAAGGAUGAACAAAAGAUGGAGGCUUUUAGGGGUACACUUGAUGACAUCAUCGACACAGUAUCUGCAAAUCAUCCAAUUGCACCAUUGCUUAAUGCACUUACACCCCAUGGAAAGCUUGUUCUUGUUGGUGCACCUGAAAAACCACUUGAAGUAGCAUCAUUUUCUUUGAUCAUGGAAUUUGACAAGAUGGAACAUGAACAGCUUGAAACAACUUCAUCUUCAAUGAGAUCAAGUGAUGAUAAUAUCAAAGGGGAAAUCAAGCAAUCAGGACCCUCCAAAUUCCCCUUAACUUUUCUUCAAAUGGCGGGUGCAUCCGCCGUCGUUUUGUUCUUUGCCGUUGGUCUCACCGGAGUUUACCUAACCUUGCCGGAAUCUGAUUAUAGUUUUCUUAAGCUUCCAAGAACUAUUGAAGAUCUUCAUAUUCUCAGAGAUCAUCUGGAGAACUACACGAGUGACUACACGCUACAGGUUCUCGUGGGUUACUGCACAGUUUACAUCUUUAUGCAAACAUUUAUGAUCCCAGGAACCGUGUUUAUGUCAUUGCUAGCGGGAUCCCUCUUCGGUGUAUUAAAAGGUGUAGCCUUGGUGGUCUUUGCAGCCACCGCGGGUGCAUCGUCAUGCUACUUUUUAUCUAACUUAAUCGGGCGUCCCCUUAUCAAUUCGCUUUGGCCCGAUAAACUUGUUUUCUUCCAAGAUCAGGUGGCUAAAAGGCGAGGCGGGCUGCUGAAUUACAUGCUUUUCCUAAGGUUGACACCAACGUUGCCAAACACGUUUAUUAACGUUGCAUCGCCAAUCGUUAACGUGCCGUAUCAUAUUUUCUUCUUGGCGACUUCAAUCGGGCUCAUUCCAGCAGCUUAUUUAACCGUCAGGGCUGGAAUAGCUCUUGGUGAACUACGGUCGAUUGGGGACUUGUAUGACAUACAAUCAAUAGGGACCUUGUUUCUCAUAGGGCUUGCGUCGAUUACACCUACACUGAUGACAAAGAACAGACCAUAGAGUUUAGUUGUUGUACAGAUGUAGCAUCUACGUUGGAUCGAGCUCGGGUUAUGUUAGCCUCGGGGCUGUGAAGGAAGGAAUCUUCUGUUAAAUGUUUUUGUUUUAUGUAAUGAUGUUAAAUAAAUUUGAAUUUGUUAGUUUGUAUGUGAAAGACCUUUAGAUCUUCAGGUGUCAAUAAAUUUGAAUCAUAUAUGCAAGUCUUUGGUGGUGUUUGUUUUUUGUGAGAA